Molecule: messenger RNA, 1591 nt
Organism: Anopheles coluzzii
Lineage: Eukaryota; Metazoa; Arthropoda; Insecta; Diptera; Culicidae
Exons: 5
Coding region: 103-984 (293 amino acids)
Biological process (GO): sensory perception of smell
Molecular function (GO): odorant binding
Source: RefSeq, a predicted model, not a curated record
GAUAAAUCUUCGUUCCAGCAUCAGUCAUCUACCAGCAAUCGUCUGAUAAGCUCCGCCUCGAGUCCUCUGGAAUUGCAACUUCCAAACGCCUCCACCGCCACCAUGAAGACCUUCGUCGCCAUUGCCGUUGUUGCCCUGAUCGCUGGCACUUUCGCCCUCACGAUUGACCAGAAAAAGAAGGCCGAAGGAUACGCGGCCGAGUGCGUCAAGACGACCGGUGUCCCGCCGGAGACGGCGGCCAAGCUGAAGGGGGGCGAUUUUGCCGGCGCUGACGAUAAGACCAAGUGCUUCGCCAAGUGCUUCCUCGAGAAGGCCGGCUUCAUGACGGACAAGGGCGAAAUUGAUGAGAAGACCGUCAUCGAGAAGCUGUCGGUUGACCACGACCGGGCAAAGGUGGAGGGACUGGUGAAGAAGUGCAACCACAAGGAGGCCAACCCGUGCGAGACGGCCUUCAAGGCGUACCAGUGCAUCUACGCUGCUAAGGGUGCUGUCGUCUGUAUAAAACGAUGCGAGACACGCGUUCUCGAACGCUACUCCCGCAACAGGUGUGAUAGAAUGAAGUUCUUAGUGUUUGCCAUUGUGUUAAGUGCGAUUUGCUUGGAUGCACUGGUCGAUGGAGCAGCAGCACCUCCACCGGAUCUGGAAGAUGUGAGCAAAAUUGCCAACGGCGAAGCAUUUGCGCUGGAAUGCUUGAUCGAGAGUGGACUCAAGCUGGACUCGCUGGCUGCCCUCUCGGCAAAGGAGCUGGACACGAAUGGCAGCAAGAUUAAGUGCUUGGUGAAAUGUUUCUUCGAGAAAACGGGCUUCAUGAACAAGGACGGCCAGCUGCAGGAGGAAACCAUCACCGAGCAGCUGUCCAAGUUUAUGCCCCGCGAGCGCAUUGAAUCGCUCGUCAAAAACUGCAACUUCCAGGAGGCGGACGCUUGCGAGACGGCAUACAAAGUGACCGAGUGCUACUUCCAGAACAAAGCCGGUCUGUUUUAAGUUCGUGCGUGCCCACCUACCAACCUACCGGAAGCUGAUGUGAUAGCGGCCACGUGUGGUUCCAGCAAGUGCUACAUAUGAGUGUGAUCUGUUCAAUAAAUUCCCGCCACCAGCUGUCAGAACGGUCAGUGCGUUGUGUGGAAUUGCAAGUGUUUACGUGUUUGAAUGUCGCUUUGUACCGGUGAGCUGAACAAGACUGGGCCGGCGAGAACGGGAAGCGAUAAUGAGCCAGAUUAAAUGCUCGUCUGGAGAUUAUUCAGUGAAGGGAGUAAAAAGUGUGCCCUUGCGUGCGGGUAGUUCUCAUCAAUGAUUCAAAGUGCUUUGUUCUAAAAAGAAGGCAAUUUGUAUGUCUCCUGUAGUUCCAACACACUCAUCAAAUAGUGAUUGAAGGUGAUUUAGUUUUGUUUCGUUUGAUAAUAGCUAUUAUUGUCUGUGAACUGUUUAGUGAAUGAGAAAAUUGCUAACGCGUCGUUGAUUAGCAUACGCUAAUGAGUCAACCUGUCAAUCAAGUAAUAUAAAUCGCGUGUUUGAUGAGAAUAGGUAUCAUAAAAGAAGGGUUUUAUACGCAAAACCGGGAAAGAGUUGUUUGAAAUAAAUCUCUUUGUUU